Molecule: messenger RNA, 2066 nt
Organism: Exophiala viscosa
Lineage: Eukaryota; Fungi; Ascomycota; Eurotiomycetes; Chaetothyriales; Herpotrichiellaceae
Product: major facilitator superfamily domain-containing protein
Exons: 12
Coding region: 1-1701 (566 amino acids)
Biological process (GO): transmembrane transport
Cellular component (GO): plasma membrane
Molecular function (GO): transmembrane transporter activity
Source: RefSeq, a predicted model, not a curated record
AUGGGAGGGGCACAGGAAGUUACAACAGGAUCAGGCAUCCAAGAACCACAAGAAGUCGACCUACAUGUGCCCGGCACGGAGAUUCUCCUCGAUUUGGACGGCCACAAUCACCUUCAGCAUGCAAAAUCUGGCCACGGUCAAGUCUUGCUCGUACCGCAGCCCUCUUUGACGGAUCCAAAUGAUCCCCUCAGGUGGCCUAGAUGGAAGAAAUGGAUGGUAUUCGCCAAUGCGCUCCUAUACACCUUUCUGGGCUCCAAUAUCGGCCCUAUAAUGUCUGGAGGCAUGGAACAACAAUCCGCUUACUUCGGAAUCCCCAUCGGCCAUUUGUCCUGGGCCGCCGGUAUUUCGUUGUUGUGCUCCGGGGUCUCGACAAUCUUCUGGGUGCCUUUGUUCGUUAAGUAUGGGCGAAGACCCGUCUACCUGGCAUCGACCCUGAUAACUGGAGCUAUGUGCAUAUGGUGUGGAGUUGCCGCGAAAACCACAUUUGGCUCGUUUUUCGCAGCGCGAGCUUUCGUUGGCUGGUUCAUUGGACCCAUUGAAUCCAUCAGUGCGAGUACGAUCACCGACAUCUUCUUCCUCCAUGACCGCGGUGAGAAGAUCUCUAUAUGGGGCUUGUCCAUUCUGGGAGGCAAUGAGAUCGGUCCCGUAUUGUCGGCGUAUAUCAUCCAGGGAAUCGGAAUGUCAUGGGCUUUCUAUAUCAUUGGCAUCGCCAUAUUUGCCAACUCGUUGACGAUCUUCUUCACCAUGCCAGAGACGGCGUACUGGGGCUCGCGCCCCGAGAUUUCUUUGCGUCUCCUCCACGAAGGAGACGGGACUGUCGUCUCAGAGAGCCCAGAAAAAGACAACGCCCCUUCUGACAAUGUCUCUGUCGAGAAGAAAGGCGCACAGGUCGAGCCGCACACUGAUGGCGCAGUGGAAGUUGGGUUGAUGCACAAGCAAACCCCCAAGCGACCGUACAUUCGCGAAAUGCAUCCUUUCCCAGUGGUCAAGAGCACUUUGUCGCUGGGAAAGCUGUUUCUCAGACCAUUUGUCCUUCUGACAUAUCCGACGGUAUUGUGGGCGAGUCUGGUAUACGGCAUGGCUCUCGCUUGGAACGUCAUUCUGGCCUUGACCAUUGCUCAACUAUUCGCGCCACCUCCAUAUCUCUUCAAUUCAGGGGCGCAAGGUCUCAUAUUCCUUGCCCCAGCUACUGGAAGUCUAGUCGCGACAUAUCUUUGUGGGCCACUGGCCGACAAGCUCGCCACGUUCUACACUCGGCGCAAUGGUGGAAUCCGUGAACCGGAGAUGCGUCUCCCUGUCGCAUUCAUGGCGGCCUUCUUCACAUUCAUCGGUGUGGCCAUCGCAGGGCCGUGCUAUGCCCACAAGACGCACUGGAUCGGACCCAUCUUCGGCUUUGGAGUUCUCAGCAUCGGCGCGCAAAUGGCCGCCAAUUUGGCGAUGACCUAUUGUUUAGACAGCCACAAGCAGCUUUCUGGAGAGGUCAUGACUACCAUCUCAGCGACCAAGUCUGUCCUUGCGUGGACAUGGUCGUGGUUCAUCAAUGACUGGAUCACUCUCAAUGGUAUGAUGACGGUUUACUUUAUCGCUGCCGCAAUCAACAUCGUUGUGCUGUCCUCGACCUUCCUCCUUUAUUUCAAGGGAAAGCAGAUCAGAAUCCGGAUCCAGCAACGGAAUCUGCUCGGAAGAUUGAAUCUGAUAUAGACAUUGUGUGUGCAGGCCUUUUUCAGGUUAGACGUGCGGUGUUGGGUUCAGUACUGUAUCUUGUGGUGAAGCGGGUGGUUGUUCGUUGCCAGGUCGAGCUCGCCCUGAAUGGCAAUAUGGAGAACGUCUGUCGUAGGUUGAUCAAAAUCGAGAGUGCCGUUGCAUCUUUUCAUCUGCCUUCUUGGCUGAAGAUCUCAGUAGACGUAGUAUCAGUCAGCCAACAAGGCGACAGGCUGGAGUAGAGACAUUAAACACGUUGGUCGGCCAGAUGACAGUAGUAACACUUCACCAUGUUCAAUCCUACGACCGCCGCGAGUACCACUAGAGUGUUUAAACGCUAAGUGAAACGCCUUCGGACAUUUGGC